This is a messenger RNA of Oryzias melastigma (Indian medaka), 1764 nucleotides long. It is a transcript of the gene rnf4, whose product is annotated as ring finger protein 4. The transcript is spliced from 8 exons. Gene Ontology annotation, biological process: positive regulation of transcription by RNA polymerase II. The coding region runs from base 300 to 896 and encodes 198 amino acids. Lineage: Eukaryota; Metazoa; Chordata; Actinopteri; Beloniformes; Adrianichthyidae. Gene Ontology annotation, molecular function: zinc ion binding; transcription factor binding. The record is from RefSeq and is a predicted model, not a curated record.
GAGCGCAGCAGCAGAAGAAGACCCCGCAGACCGGAAGUAGAUAGAUACACCGCUGUCCUCCCAGAUGGUGAGUGGUCUUGGGUUCGGUUCUGACGUCGUGUAGUCUCUACCAGCCUCGGUUCUUUGGAGAACAUUUUUCGGAGUGAAAGUAAGAAGCAGAAAAGACGGCAAGCAGCGAACGACGGCAACAUCUAACGGAGGACUCGUCGUUGCCCUGCGGUCUCACACCCUCUCCUCUCCUCUGCCCUCCUCAGUCUGCGGAUCCUGAAGGUCUGGCCGUCUGCAGCUCGUGGACGGACAUGAGCAGCUCUACCCAGAGGAAGAGAAGGGCCACAGAAAGUCCUCAAGUUUCCAGGCCUGGCACCAAGACCAGCAGAGCAGCUCAGUCCAGGACAGCGGUCAGCAGGAGGUGUCAUGCUGGGGCAGACUCCGCCCCCCCUGCAGAGACCAUUGACGUGAUGGACAACACAGACGACGGUGUGGAGGAGGUGGUGGACCUCACCUGUGAGGGAGCAGAAGCUGCUGUGGUGGACCUGACCAACAACAACAACAACGACUCUGUGCUGCUGGUGGAUGAAGAUCCUCAGGGCAGCAGAGUCCCCGCAGGUGAGAGCUACGUCCUGAGCAGUGAUGAAGAUGAGGACACGCCCCCUUUCAGUAGCGCCGCUACCUCCUCCGUCGCACACGCAUUCAGGUCGACGCCGGGCAUGAUCAGCUGUCCGGUCUGUCUGGAUCUGUACUCAGAGAUCGUCGGGAGCGGCCGGUUAGUCGUUUCCACAAAGUGUGGUCACGUCUUCUGCAGCCAGUGUCUGAGAGACGCGCUGACCUCCUCGCACACCUGCCCCACCUGCAGGAAUAGACUCACCUCCCGACAGUACCACCCCCUCUACGUCUGAGCGGGAUGUCAAGCUGCUAUUGGACGCCGCCGUAUCUGCUCUGUGGCGGCAUCACCAGUGACUUUUGCCUUUUCCAGCCGUACGUGCUGUUUGUGGGCGGAGCUGAGCUCGGAUUAGUUUAUGUUGGAAUCAAAUGUGAGAACGACUGGCUGAAGCAAACCUGUAUGAACUCUGCCCCCGGGACACGUGACGGACGCUCCACCACGUUUCAACAUUUAAACAAACUGGAUCCCUUUCGUCCAGGCCGUGUGGACAGACGGCGGUUUAGGUGGGGGGUCAGAGGAGAGCAGCAGCUUCAGCAGUGUCAAAUACAGUGAUUGAAAGCCUGUUUGUCUCUCUUGACUCGUUUGUUUGCAUGUUUUUGCUUGAAUGUUUUGGAGGAAACCUUUCAAAGAAAUCGACACAACAGUAGAAUAUUCUUAAAGUGAUAAAACCUCUUUGGUUUUGUGUGACAGUCUCUCUGCAGCAUCUCUGAUAACCUGCAGGUCUUGAAUCAUGCCACAGAAACCUGCAUUCAGGCCUCAGUCACUCCAGACUUCUCUCUUUAGUGCUCAGAAGAUCUGCUGCUGCUGCUGAUGCAGACCCCCCCAACCUUCAGUCUGAGAUCACAGCCAGAGAACAUUCUCGUCCAGGAGUUUUAGUAGACACAAUUCAUGGUUUAGUUACCACGGCAACAGUCUGCAAGCUGCAAAACGGCCCCAAACCAUCACACCACCACCACCAUGUCUGACUAUUGAUCUGUUCCUACAAUGUUGGUUUCAUGUUUUAAAGCUGCAGAAAUGUUAGAUUGUGGUUAUUGAAAGAAAAAAUGAUGCAGUUUCAUGAAACAUAAUAAAAUGAGCCAAACUUCCUUCUGGAGUCCUCCACA